GUCAGUGUAGACAAGAUGGCCGGCCGGGCGACAUCGGCGUUUUGUCUCUUCGCGUCGAUAUUGCAGUUAUUUUUAUUGAUUAACUUCAAUUACGGUGAAAGACUUGGUGUCAAGCAGAGAAAUUUAUAUAUUUCGGAUAACGAUGGUUUUAGGCACGGCAGAAGUCCGUUAAUUAUCGAGUCUGGUAACGUUCUAGAUUCCGAAACAUCGUUCGGCCGCGACCGCAGGGAUGUUUCGUCUAAUAAUCACAACAUUACAACUAAGCUCAAUUGGCUGAAUGAUUCUCAUCAACAACUGAUGGUACAUUGGGUUGGUGAAGGUUCAAAUGUGAUAAUCUGCCUAGCAAGAGAUAGUACUCCAUUGGUCCGCUUGCCAAUAAAAACCAAUCCUAGUGCAGUCUAUAUCAGCUACGAUUAUGGAGAAACCUUCGAAAACAAAACUGAUAAAUUCCGUGUUUCCGAUUCCAAAGAGCCAAGUGUUGGAUAUGCCACCCUGGACAAAUUUUACAACCAUCCGAAAUUCAACACUCAUUGCGUAUUUGCAGAUAGUUCCAAUCAAUUGAUAUUCACUACAUGGAAUAAUGGACAAGAUAUAACCAGACAAAAUUUACCAUUUCAUCCAAGCGACAUAUCGUUUCAUGAGGAUGAUCCAAUUACAUUUCUAGCAUUGGACAAAAUUGACCCAGAGCGGAAGUUAUGGCUUACAAGAGAUUUUGGAAAAACAUGGGUCGUUAUCCAAGAGUACGUCAAAGCGUUUUUCUGGUCAUCUAAGCAACCAAAGACAUUGUUUGUUGAAAGACACGAACCAUUUGGUGUUAACACAGUUUUAGAAAGUAAAAAACUAUUCCAAGCUGAACGAAACUUUGAAAUUGUAAUGGGUGGUAUUCAAGACUUUCAAAUCAAAGGUGAUUGCAUGUUUGCAACGACUAAAAGCCGAGCUACAAGUGAUGAUAACAAUUUGGACUUAUUUAUUUCAUGCAAGAAUCAGCGGUUUGUAAGGGCUCGAUUCCUUUCUGAACUGGAUCGAAAAGACUAUCAUAUUGUGGAUGUUUCCAACAAUCGUAUUUUAGUAGCAGUAUCUCAUACUGAGUAUAUAGUCAAUCUCUAUGUUUCGGAGAUAGUAGAUCACGACAGCAUUGUGUUUAGGUUAUCCCUGGAAAGAAUUCUAACUUUCUUCCCGAAUAGCACCUGGAAGGACAGCUGGCUCAACGAUGUCUCAGAUGAAGCCUUUACUGACUUGUACAAGGUAGAAGGGCUGCGAGGUAUUUAUAUCGCAUCCCAAGUAAAAGAAACUCCGAAAGCUGGAGCAAUUGGACCUGAGCAUCUCGCGUCUUUGAUAACUUACGAUCAUGGUGCAACGUGGAAUCCAAUUAAUGCACCCACUGUUGACAAUGAUGGAUUUACGAUCCCAUGUCACAACGAUUGUUCCUUACAUCUCAGCCAGAAGUUUAGUCAGCUUUAUCCAGCAACUCGUUCUGUAUCUAUAAUGAGUUCCAAAUCGGCACCUGGCAUUAUAAUUGCUACAGGAGUGAUUGGAAAAAGUCUGAAGGGCCAUCCAGGUGUUUUUGUAUCUCGGGAUGCCGGGUUGACGUGGAAACAAGUCCUGAAGGAUUAUUAUUUCUUCAACAUGGGAGAUCAUGGCGGAGUUUUAGUAGCUGUCAAAUACUUCAAGUCACGUGGCGAAACUAGACACAUUUUAUACUCUACAGAUGAAGGAGAAACUUGGCAGACCUAUGAGUUUAAUGAUCACAUGCUACGAGUUUAUGGAUUGAUGACUGAGCCUGGAGAAAAUACAACUGUUUUUACAAUGUUUGGCUCCGAAAGCUCUCGGCAUCAAUGGUUAAUUGUUAAAGUGGAUUUACGGAAAGUAUUUGAUAGAGAUUGCAACAAGGAUGAUUUCAAGUUUUGGUCUCCAACUAGCACGGAACAACCCACAAUGGCCUGUGUACUUGGUCGCAAAGAGACUUAUCAGCGAAGGGCUGCCCGUGCUAAUUGUUAUACUGGAGCCGAUUACGACAGACCUGUUAAACUAGAUAUUUGUCAAUGCGAUGCCAAGGACUACCAGUGCGAUAUAGGAUUCAUUCGCAGCACGCUUCCCUAUCAUUGCAUUCGCGACAAAUUUUCACACAGUGGCUUUGAUCCUUACGAGAUACCCAAAUCUUGUAAGCCAGGUGCAUUUUAUAACCGAACCAAAGGAUAUCGAAAAAUAGAGGAUGACGACUGCUCAGGAGGCUUGACCAGAAAUUUUGAACCUGACGAGAUACCAUGUCCCAUGGAAGAGAUUUCUUCUGAAUUCUUGUUAGUCGCUCAAAGAGAUCAUAUAACUCGGAUCGAUCUGAAAGAGCAGCGAUUGGAAGUUUUACCCCUACACGGUUUAAAAAACGUAAUUGCAAUUGAAUUCGAUUUAAAAAACAACUGUCUGUACUGGGCUGAUAUUGUAAACGAUACGAUUGGAAGACAGUGCCUUAAAGAUGGAACAAGCUACCCUGAAAUUCUAGUUGAAACGGAUCUUAGCUCUAUUGAAGGAAUGGCACUCGACUGGAUCUCCAAAGUUCUCUACUUUGUUGAUGGUGUGAAAAUGAAAAUAGAGUUAAUCAGGGUUGAUAUUUCCACUAUGGGAAGAAUGAGGCGAACAAUUUUAGAUUCGACGAAGCUUAAAAAACCCAGAGGCAUUGCCGUUCAUCCAAUGAAUGGUUAUAUGUUUUGGACUGACUGGGCACCAGGAGAUGCUUCGGUGUCCCGUGCUAACUUGGAUGGUUCAAAUGUUAAGCGAUUGUUCAAUGACAAGACUGUUGAAUGGCCAAAUGGAAUAACAAUCGAUCACAUUGCUGAAAGAAUAUAUUGGGUAGAUGCUAAACUCGAUUAUAUUGGUUCGUCCGAUUUUGACGGACAGAGAUUUAAAAAAAUACUUGCAAAUGACGAACGAUUGGCUCAUCCUUUCGCAGUGGCUGUCUUCAAAGAUAACAUGUACUGGGAUGACUGGAAACAGUCGAUGAUAUUUGUAGCAGACAAAGAUCAUGGCUCAGGGUUAACUAAUGUAUUCGGACAGCUAGUCGGACUGAUGGACCUGAAAGUAUUUGCGCAUAGCGUACAGGUUGGCACUAACAAAUGUAUCAACAGUACGUGCUCUCACAUUUGUCUCGGUGCUCCUAAUAAUGAAUUUGUAUGCUUAUGCCCAGACGGCAUGGAAAUGAAUUCAGGAAACUGUACUUGUCCCGGUGGGAUAUCACCUUAUGCUAAUUCAACAUGCCCUCGCAUAGCUAGUACUUGUUCCGCAAAUCAAUUCUCUUGCAAUAACAAUAUUUGUAUACCAGAGUUAUGGAAAUGCGACGGUGAUAACGACUGCGGUGAUAAUUCUGACGAAGUGCACUGUAAACGUGCAUCCUGUGAACCGAAUCACUUUGCCUGCGAUGAAGAUAAAUGUAUUCCAAAGUACUGGGUUUGCGAUUUCGAUAAUGACUGUAAAGACAAGACCGAUGAGUUAAAUUGUCGUUACGCAAAUUGCACAGAAGCACAAUUUAAGUGUCAGAAUGGCCAAUGUAUCUCACAUCGAUGGUUUUGCGACGGAGAAGCCGAUUGUCGCGAUGGUUCAGAUGAAAAAAAUUGUUCGAUUGCUCAAACAACCACUUGUGAACCUGGUCAGUUUCUUUGCAACACGACUGGUUACAAAACGUGUAUUCCAGCGGCAUGGAGAUGUGAUGGAGAAAGUGAUUGUGAAAAUGGUACUGAUGAAGCAUCUUGCGAUAAACUACAGUGUGAACCUUGGCAAUUUGCAUGUAAAUCGAGUAAGCGAUGUAUUUACAAUUCUUGGGUCUGCGAUGGAGAUCUGGACUGUACAGAUGGCUCGGAUGAAGUUAACUGUUCAGUCUCUACUCAAACUCUUCUGCCAUUGCCACAUCCACUCUUUCCAAACUAUUCUUGUAGUGACUGGAUGUUCAUGUGUAACAAUAAAAAAUGUGUACCAUAUUGGUGGAAAUGUGAUAGGGUCGACGAUUGUGGAGAUAAUUCAGAUGAAAUUGGAUGCGGAAAUUUUGAAGUCUCGACAGUACUACCAGCCACUACACUCCAGACACGAACAUGCCACAUGUAUCAAUUCCAAUGUUACAAUGGAGCUUGCAUAGAAGAGGCUUGGGUUUGUGAUCGAUACGAAGACUGUCCAUCUGGGGAAGAUGAAUUGCAUUGUGAGGGAGUAACAACUGCUUGCCGUAAUGACCAGUUUAAGUGCCGGGUGGAUGGCUCAUGCAUUCCUCUGACAAAUAUCUGUAAUAAUGUACUUGAAUGUCCUGAUGGUAGUGACGAAAUAGGGUGCAAUCGCGAUCUAACCACUGCAGCAGGAAGCACUCCCUGCCAUUCUGGUUUUUUCCCUUGCGAUCAGGGACACUGUAUUCCAAAGGCUUGGUUUUGUGACGGAAAGUCAGAUUGCUAUGAUGGUUUAGAUGAAAGUGAUUGUGACAAAAACAAAUCUAGGAUUUAUCAAGUCUCUCAAAUGGGAGUUGAUAGCAAAUCUACUAACGCAUCCAGCUUGAUUUUGUAUUGGAUGAUCCCGGUACCGAACAAUGUGACCUUUGAAUUCCUACCUUCAAUAGCAAAAUCUGAAACAAACGCUACUUGGACGAACGCCACAAGUUGGAUCGAAACGGAAGAAUAUCAGUUCAACAGUCUUCAGCCUUACACAUCAUAUAAUUUAACCGUUUAUGUGAAGCUCAAGAAUCAAACUACAGUCUUUCCUCCAGCAGUGUAUAUAUCUGCCGCUACGAGUAUAGGCAUUCCAUCUGCACCGUGGAAUAUUACUGCUACCCAGAGAAAUGGAACGCGCAUUGAAGUAUCUUGGCGUGCACCACUGUAUCCAAACGGUCCGAUAACUGGUUAUGAAGUAUUUAUGACGCCACCAUUCCCUCCAAAAUCGUAUACACAGCAGAAAACAUCACUGAUUAUUAACACAUCAUUUGAAACUGAUAAAUCGUAUUCAUUUUGGGUUAUUGCGAAGAACAAACAAUAUGAAUCAAAUUCUUCCGAUCUUGUGACUAUAGUCUUUGACGGUGCUGCUAAUAUUGAUGAUAUAGAAAACUUGUCUGUUCUUGCUACAACUAAUUCAACCGUCAGUUUGACUUGGGCCAAGAGGCCAAAUGUCACUGGAUAUCAUGUUACUCCAAAAGGCCCUGACCCAUAUCCUGCCUUGCACACAACAAUAACUCAACAAAAUUCAUUAGUUGUAAAGAAUUUGGCACCAGGAGUUCAAUACACAUUCGAAGUAAAUGCAUUCAAAGAUACCUUUGUUGGAAAAGUUGUAACAAUCAGUGCAACAACAACUGGCACUCCGUUACCUACAGUUCCAAAUUUACAAGCACAAGUGAUGAAGGAUCAAGGAACAACAGUUAAACUUAGCUGGGAACCGCCAAAAGAUUCCCGGAAAAUAAAGUGGCAGUAUGCAAUUUAUUAUGCUCUGAAUAUGCCAGAUUUAAUCCAAGAGGCAAGGUUUACUACAAGCAAUCUUACAACAUCUAUUCGUAACUUGGAAGCCUGCGAGGUAUACAUGUUCGCAGUUGGAGUUUUGGGAGAUUUCGGUGCUGGUCCUCUCAGCUCUCCACUUCAGGUGUCUACACACUACAACAUCAGAGCAGCGCCAAAACAUCUCAGUGUUGCAUCAGAAAAUGACGAAAUAAUUGUGAGAUGGAUUUCAAGCUGUCCCCGAAUAGAUGAGCCAAUUGUUUACAUGGUUACGAUCACCGAAAUGACGCAUAAUGUAGUUCAUACCGUAUCGUUGACGGCUACAAACGAAACUAUGUUACAUCACAAAUUCCAUCCCAUGCAGUAUGGUGGAAAGUACAGUGUGACGGUAGUAACAAAUGCUAAAAAUGCAGUUCCGAGUCAACCUGUUAUUUAUUUGGCACCACCAAUAUUGUCACCGCAUCAGUUGACAGUACGGACUGAGGAAUCCGGUUAUCUUAUUUACUGGCAAGAACACGACUUACCAACUGGUUUUGCUAACAAAACGAAGUAUCAUUAUGAAAUAUUAAUAUCAGAGGGUGAAAGUGUAGUCAAUGAAUCUACUGCACUAAGAUUAAAUGCUGAAGAACCCCCGUACUUAUACAAAAGUCCGAUAAUGGACAUCUGUGCCUUUGCUGUGAGGCUGGUCACUGAAAAUGGAUAUCAGAGCGAACUCAGCGAAACUUAUAUUGUGACAAAAUCUGCAUCUGCAACACCAUUGAUGAUAUAUACGUCAAACGUACUAUCGUUUGCCAUACCAAUCUGUUUGCUGGUUGUUGCUCUGGGAGCAGCCCUGGGAUAUUUUGUGGUACGACAUAGAAGACUGUCGAAUAGUUUUACACAAUUCGCGAACAGCCAUUACGAUACGAGACGUGGACAAGCAACGUUUCCUGGCACUGCGGAUGGCCUAGAUGAUGAAGAUAGCCCUGUGAUUCGAGGUUUCUCCGAUGAUGAGCCAUUGGUAAUAGCAUGAGCAAAUUUAACCUUCAUUUUCUAACAAUGUAGGAAAAUUUUUUCGGGGAAUCGAAUAACUCUGAAUAAUGAAUGAACAGAUUAACAAUGAGUGGUCAUGUUUACAUUAGACAUGAGCAAAAAAAAAUUAUUAAUAUUAUUACUAUCUUAGAUUUUUUUUUGUAUAAGAACAAAGGGUUUUAUGAAAGUAUACAAGUACUGAGAGGGUUACCAGCAUCGUACGCCAUUGAACAGUUAUUUA
Diprion similis is the source of this 6699-nucleotide messenger RNA. RefSeq names its product sortilin-related receptor-like. The transcript has 11 exons. The record is from RefSeq and is a predicted model, not a curated record. Bases 16 to 6459 code for a protein of 2147 amino acids. Gene Ontology annotation, biological process: post-Golgi vesicle-mediated transport. NCBI's taxonomy places the organism in Eukaryota, Metazoa, Arthropoda, Insecta, Hymenoptera, Diprionidae. Gene Ontology annotation, molecular function: protein binding. Gene Ontology annotation, cellular component: membrane; Golgi apparatus.